Molecule: messenger RNA, 5455 nt
Organism: Punica granatum (pomegranate)
Lineage: Eukaryota; Viridiplantae; Streptophyta; Magnoliopsida; Myrtales; Lythraceae
Source: RefSeq, a predicted model, not a curated record
AAUCCCCUCUCUCCUUCUCACCCUUUCCUCCUUGCCAACGACCUUUUUCAGUUAUCACAGGUAAGUAACCUUUCUCUCUCUCUCUCUCUCUCUCUCUCUGAUUCCUGAGUUUUCUCCUCUUCACUUGUGACAGGGAAAAUGAAUUGAGCUUUUGUUAGAUGCGUUAUUGAGAAGUCAGAGAUGUUAGGGGGUGGAGGCAGCAACCUUCUUUAGAUAGAAACAGGGCAAAGAUUUAGCUGGAAGAAUCUUGUGACCCAUGAUAUGCAUCUCUUUGUCGGUCUGCAAAUAUAGAUCACUUAUCUAGGGACCUUGGUCGCGGUAAAUAACAAUUUGCAUGUCUUGCGUGGUAGUCAUUUUCUCUCAUUAUUUCCUUGCAUGGCUCACGAUGAUGUGAAUUUCUCCCUGAUAAGCUCUUGUCCAGUUUAGUCUGUCAAAGCGUGUUGUAGCAUACAGUGAUUAGAUUGUAGUCAUAUCGUCCCCGUUUCAGGAACUGAAUCUUUGUCAUAUUUAAAAUUGUGAUUAUAGUACAUAAAUGCAAAAUUCUGUUCACCUUUAGCUUAACUACAAUCUCUUGAGGUUCAUAGGUUAACUGAGGGAGAAUCAUGACUAGGAAGAAAGACAAAUUUUGGGAGUACGCAGAGCGUUUGGAUGGCCGAUUCCAGUGCAAUUUCUGUAAACGAGACUUUGCUGGGGGUGUCCCUAGAGUUAAGUCCCAUUUAUCUGGAAUCAGGGGGCGUGACAUAGACAUAUGCAAAAAGGUCCCUAGAGAUGUCCAGUUGGCUGCUGCUGCAACAAUAAAAGGUGUCAAUAAGAGACCCAAAACCGAAGCUUUCUCCAGUAAUUCUGAUGAAACCUCUUCAGAGAUAUAUGAGAAAAAUGAGGGCAGCAUGCUGGAUAAUUUGCUGGCAAAGUUCUUUCUAUUGAAUAAUAUCAAUUAUGGCGUCGUUGAAUCACCCUCCUUUGUUGAUUUUGUGAAUGCUCUGGCAACAUUUGGUACUUCUUAUAAUUUGCCGAGUUAUUCGACACUUAGAACUAUACUAGUUCCUAAUUUGCUCGGGGAAGUCAAAGAAAAUAUAAGGAGUGUGAAGGAAUCGUGGGGGGAAACCGGUUGUACCCUCAUCUCCGAUGUUUGGUGCGAUGAGAAAGAAAAUAAAUCCUUCGUCAAUAUCAUGGCCAACUCGUGGAGAGGGGCGAUGCUACUAAAUACCUUUGAAGUCCCUGUGAACAAGUUAACUAGUGACUUCAUGGAGGUGAUUGUGUGUUUUUCAAUCCAAACUAUAGGGGCUAACAAUGUUGUCCAAUACAUUGAUUGUUCUCAAAGUCUGGGAGGUAUUACUGGCACUUUGCUUGCUAAUAACUACCCUCACAUAUACGUGACUCGAUGCGUUGCUGCCGAGAUCCAGUCACUCUUUGAGGAAGUUUACAAUGAAGUCGAGUGGCUUCGGGUGGCAUUUGAUAAUGCUAAAUGUAUUGCAACUCAUAUAUACAAGCAUGACAACCUUUUGUCACUAAUGAGGAAGUACACCGACAAUAGGGAGUUGACGUGUCCUCUGAAGGGAGAGUUUUCCUCAAACUACAAUAUGCUGUCGUCUAUCAUGGAGGUGAAAAGUCAGCUACUUCAACUGGUGCAAUCAACUGAGUGGCUUUCAUUUGGUUAUGAUACGCAAGAUUUUGGAAGAGAAAUAGCUGAGACAAUUCGUAGUUCAGAGUUUUGGAAUCAAGGGCAAGAGAUAGCAAUGGCUCUGGAAUCGUUGUGCCUAGUUUUCAAUUUGGUUGAUAGGUAUCGUUCCACUUUUGGGUACUUGUAUGUUGCGAUGGAGAUGGCAACAGAAAAAAUAAGAAGAAUUUAUGAUGUCAAUCCAUCGAAGUACCAGAGGUUGUGGCAGAUUUUCAACUCAAGGAUGGCCAAGAUUGUUCAUCCAAUACAUGCAGCUGCGGCUUUUUUGAAUCCUGCAUAUAUGUCUAGUGAGAUGUUUAAAGAUAAGGCUAAGGUAAUAGACGUCAUGAACUUUGUCGUAAAGAACUUGGUAACGUACAAAGACAAAGAAGCUUUCGUGGAACAAAUGAUGCAGUAUGACAGUAGAGAACAGGAAGUAUUCUCAGACAUAGCGAAGAUAAUGUUCAAAACAUCUCAUCCAUGUCAAUGGUGGACUUACUGCGGUGAUAAGUUUCCCAUAUUAAGGAAGUACGCUAUCCGAAUCCUAAGUCAACCUUGCAGCAGUUCUCCCUGUAAACAGAGUCUGAGUUCAUUCAAGAGUGCCCAAAUUAAGCAGCAACAGAAACUUGCACUUGAAGCACCAUUUGAUCAUUUGUCUUUAAGGAUGAAUAUGAUCUUGGCCGACAAAUUGAAGGCAAGGGAUAUAUCCGAUAAGCCAGUUGAUCUUACAGAAUUGGGCAAGCUGAAUAUAAUAAGUCGGAUUUUCUUUGAUGAUUUGUUAAAUGAAGCAGGGAUUCCUCAUUUAGAUAUACAGCCAAGUGACAGUGAGCAAUAUCCAAGUCAGAAAUACUUACAGCUGCAAUUUAUAACAAGGAUUUCGCCUUUCCAAGUUACUGGUCAGGAAGUUAAAGGCGAACAUGGAUUUCCAAUCCAUGUUUUCCUGGUAGACCCUGUGACCUAUGAUGUCGUGCAAGACGAUAGAUUAUCAACACUAGAAUUGAUAGUUAUGGCGCUUCAAGGAGACUUUAAUGAGGAAGCUAGAAAUGACUGGACCAGGGAGGACUUUGAAGAAAAUGAGAUAACUAUGCAUGUCCCACUAAUGACUGGUGACCUGCAAGUGAACCUCAAGAAUGGGAUGGGAACAUUAGGAAAUUUUACAUUUAUUUACGACUCUAGCAUUGCGAGAAGUGGAAAGUCCAGGCUCGGAGUCAAAAUUGUUUGGCGGGAUGCUGAAGGGGUUCAUAUACGGGAGGGCAUAUCCAAUGCAUUUGUUGUAGAGGGUGUUGAGGUCACAAGGAAGCAUGAUGCUGCUGUCAAGCAGACAAGACUUCCAGAAGAUCCGCCGCCAGCAAGUGACGUCGACGCACUGGCAAGACUAUGGAGUCCUCUGCAGAAUAGUGCUGAGGGAGAGACAACGGAAUUCUACGAUCAGUUUUUUGAAUCUAUGUGGAAUGUUGGCGUCGAGUACAAGCAUAAGCAAAAGUACAUUGUCAAAUCAAGGCGGGCAGCAGUAAGAUGGCUCAAGCUGAAAGCCGUUUUCCAGUGGGCCAUUCUGAGGAGAAUUGUCAUGAGGAAAAGAGCUCAGAGAAUGGUUGUAUGGACCCAAGUGCGGAAGCGAUUGGAAGAAUGGAGUAAAGGUGUGAAUUGGAGUGCAGAAGAACACAAACUUUUUCUACUUGGUCUGCAGGAUUUGGGCAAAGAUGACUGGACAGGUAUCUCUGAGAAUUAUGUCAAAUCUAAGACACCUAUUCAAGUGGCAAGGCAUGCUAAAAAGUACUUCCAGGACACAUCAAGAUCUGGGAUCAACGAUGAGCAAGAAGUUCUAGAAAUGUCGGAGCAUCCUCGGCAAGAAGAGUACGAACUGCAUAAGCCUGCUGAUUCAAGUAUCUCGCAACCGGGUUACUCAUUGACUCUCUUCCCAUCAUUAUUGUCUGCACAUGGAGAAGAGCCUGCCGAUGAUGAGAUUAUAGCUGCCGACAUGAUGGUCCCUAAGCAAUCUGAACCAAUGAAAUCAAACUCAAAUAGAGAGUCUGCUCCUCCAAAUCCAGAUAGCUCUCAUUCCAUUAACCCAUUGACGCUGUUCCCAUCUCUAUUGACUGAACAUGGUGAUGAAACUUCCGAGGAGGAUUUUGUUAUGGUUCCCGAUACUGACAUAAAGUUUCCAAUGAUCUCAGUCGAUAUUGAUGAAUUAAAUGACCCAUCAAACCUCAUUUCAGAGAAGCAGAUGCAUCACCCGACCGCCACUGAGGCACAUCUUCCCAAAAAUUCACCUCCAUCAAGUAUGAUGGAUAGGGAAAUACCUGAUGACGUCACGAGACAAAGCAAGUACGGAAAUGAACAUCAUAAAAUAGUACAGGGAAAUGAACACCAGCCCAGUAACAAACCGAGGCAGACAGCAUUACUGUGGCACAAGCUGAGAUCUCCUUUGAGUUGGCUCAGCAUGUUUAAACCGAUUGCAAGCAGGCGAGUGAAGCAAAAGGCUGUGUCUCAAUCAGGAGCAGAUGGAGAGGAAGGGGAUUCAAUCUUUGCUAAUGUAUCUGUGCUAACAGAAGACUCAGCCUCUUCCUUGGAAGCGAAUUCUUCCUUCAAGAAAGACCUGUCAAGUCCUCUUGAGGCCAUAACAAGCUCAGUUCAGACACCCCACAGUCCAAAAUUCUCAACAAUGUCUCCGAGCCAAAGUCUCUCCAGAUUGACAUCGAUGCAACUAAGCUUUAAUCAGGCCAUUAAAGCCACUCAGAAUUUCUCGCGCUCAAUGAAAAUUGGGAAAGGAAAACUCAGGUUGGUCUACAAAGGACAGCUCGAGGACGGGCAAGUGGUUGCCAUAAAAAGAGUGAAGAGGUUCAAGGUUCAAAUAGAUGAAUUCAGCAGAAAUGUUGAGCUCCUCGUGAAAAUUGACCAUCAAAAUCUGGUGAAGCUGCUUGGGUUUAUCGAUAAAGGAGUUGAGUGUCUCAUUGUUACAGAAUACGUGCCAAAUGGUACUCUCAGGGCACAUUUGGAUGGUGGACACAGUAGAAUUCUCGAUUUUAAUCAGAGGCUCGGAAUUGCUAUUGAUGUUGCUCAUGGAUUGACCUAUCUACACAUGUACUCCGAAAAGCAAAUCACCCAUCAAGAUGUGAAAUCAUCCAACGUUCUUCUGACGGACAGCAUGAGGGCCAAGGUGGCUGAUUUCGGACUCGCAGGGCCCGAGCACAGUCACGUAAAUUCGGUUGUGAAAGGGACGGUUGGUUACUUAGAUCCGGAAUAUAUGAAGAGCCACCAACUCACUGCCAAGAGUGACGUGUACUCCUUCGGGGUUUUGCUGCUUGAGAAUCUCACCGGCCGUCGCCCUGUGGAACUGGAGAGACGCAUAGAUGAGCGUGUCACACUUAGAUGGGUCUUCAAGAAACUUGAGGAAGGAAAGGUACUUGACCUUGUGGACCCUAAAAUGGAAGCAGCAGUUGAUGGGCAGAUACUCAUGAGAUUCUUCGAGCUGGCAAUUCAGUGUGUAGCACCCGUGCAGGCUGAUCGGCCAGACAUGAAAUUAGUGGGAGAGCAGCUGUGGGGGAUAAGAGCAGAUCACAAGAGAUCAAGGAGAGGUUACCAAGUAUAGAACCUGGAUCGAUGAAUGUAGAAUUCGAUAGGCGUCCUUGGAUUUCUGAGUAGAUGAGAAUUACCAUCUUAUGAUUCCUUGUACAUAACACAAUGCGUGCUGUAUAUUUCAACUCAUAGAUUGAGAGAAAUGCUUAUCCGUAGAUUGAGAGAAAUGCUUAUCUAUAGAUUGAGAGAAUUGCUUAUCCAUAGAAACAUUGCUUGACGAGA